UUCUCCCUCUCUUACUAAGAAGCAACUGAAACGACUACUCCUUUCCCCUUCAGCUUCCUCCAUUCUUUUAACAGAAAUGAGGCAUCCACCAGCUCACCUUCUGAAGAAAAUAAACAUGUAUAUUAUGAAUUGCUUCAUGGUCAUGUUUGUUAGCUGUGUAAUUGUUGGAGUGAACCUUGAUUCUCCAAACCUACCUUCAUUAAUCACACUUCCACUUGAGGGCCAUUUCAACUUUCAUGAAGUCCAGCAUGCAGCCCGAGAUUUUGGCAAUAGGUAUCAGUUACUUCCUGUGGCAGUGAUGCAUCCAAAAACUGUUUCGGACAUAGCCACCUUAAUCAAGCAUAUCUGGGAUAAUGGUCCUCGUUCAGACCUCACAGUUGCAGCUAGAGGCCAUGGUCACUCACUGGCGGGCCAGUCCCAAGCCCACAGAGGAGUUGUCGUCAAUAUGGAAUCACUUAAGCAGCAAGAAAUACAUGUUUACACUGGAGAAGUUCCAUAUGCAGAUGUCUCUGGCGGUGAGUUGUGGAUAGACAUCCUGCAUGAAACCCUGAAAUAUGGGUUAGCACCAAGAUCAUGGACAGACUACCUAUAUCUAACUGUUGGUGGUACUCUGUCUAAUGCUGGGAUCAGCGGGCAGGCAUUCCGACAUGGCCCCCAGAUCAGCAAUGUCCGCCAACUGGAAGUUGUUACAGGAAGAGGAGAGACUGUCAAAUGUUCAGAGAAUCAGAAUGAUGACCUAUUUCAUGGUGUUCUUGGAGGACUUGGUCAGUUUGGCAUCAUAACCCACGCAAGUAUAUUGUUGGAAGCAGCACCUGAAAGGGUAAAAUGGGUUAGAGUGUUGUAUUCAGAUUUCACAGCAUUUACUCGAGAUCAGGAGCAUCUAAUAUCUGCCGAAAAUACAUUUAACUAUAUCGAAGGAUUUGUGAUAAUAAACCGGACUGGUGUGCUAAACAACUGGAGAUUAUCAUUCAGUCCAAAAGACCCAGUUGAGGCAAACGAGUUCAAGUCAGAUGGAAGAACUCUAUUCUGCUUAGAAAUGGCCAAAUACUUCAACCUGGACAAGACUGAGAUAAUGAAUCAGGAAGUCGACAUGUUAUUGUCUGAAUUGAGCUACAUCUCUUCCACGCUAUUUGCAUCAGAAGUUACAUACACAGAGUUCUUGGACAGGGUACAUGUAUCUGAGAUGGUACUACGCUCAAUAGAUAAGUGGGACGUUCCACACCCAUGGCUCAAUCUUUUUAUACCAAAGAGCAAAAUACAUGAUUUUGCUCAAGGAGUGUUCGGCGAUAUCCUCACAGAAACAAGCAACGGCCCAGUCCUCAUCUAUCCAGUUACCAGAUCAAAGUGGGACAACAGAACUUCUGUGGUUUUACCGGAGGGACAAAUUUUUUACCUGGUGGCAUUCCUUGCCUCUGCAGUUCCCUCUUCAACAGGAAUUGAUGGGUUAGAACACAUCUUAGUCCAGAACAAAAGAAUUCUAGAAUUCUGUGAAUCAGCCAAUCUUGGGGUCAAGCAAUAUCUACCUCAUUACACCAAACAAGAAGAGUGGCAGGUCCACUUUGGUCCACACUGGGAGAAAUUUGUGCAAAGAAAAUCUACUUAUGACCCUUUGGCAAUACUUGCUCCAGGGCAAAGAAUAUUUCAAAAGGCAAAAUCCCACUCAUCAGUCGCCAUCUAGUACUAAAUAAGAGGUUCUUAUUGCAUGUAGGAAAUUUGCCUUAACCUAACACGCAUGAGCCUUCUAUAGUACCAUCACAAGGAGGCCAAGGGCGCUAGAGAGGGUAAUUUUUUUCCAGAGUUGUAAUAGGGACUGGAAAACCGUUAGCCC
This is a messenger RNA of Argentina anserina (silverweed cinquefoil), 1828 nucleotides long. RefSeq names its product cytokinin dehydrogenase 6. The transcript is spliced from 5 exons. The coding region runs from base 77 to 1678 and encodes 533 amino acids. Lineage: Eukaryota; Viridiplantae; Streptophyta; Magnoliopsida; Rosales; Rosaceae. Gene Ontology annotation, molecular function: FAD binding; cytokinin dehydrogenase activity. Gene Ontology annotation, biological process: cytokinin metabolic process. The record is from RefSeq and is a predicted model, not a curated record.